This is a messenger RNA of Nipponia nippon (crested ibis), 276 nucleotides long. The record is from RefSeq and is a predicted model, not a curated record. Lineage: Eukaryota; Metazoa; Chordata; Aves; Pelecaniformes; Threskiornithidae.
GAGCCCCGGCAGAGGGGCGGGCUGGCGGGGAGCCUCCUGGGAGACCUGCACUACACCCGGGAGGGGGUCCCCGUGCUCAUCGUGGGCCACCACAUCCUCUACGGGAAGGUGGUGCAGCUGGAGAAGCCCUUCGCCGUCCUGGUGAAGCGGGGAGCCGGCGAGCCCGGCCUGGAGGAGCCGCACGCCCGCUACACCGUCACCGCCCUCAUCAAAACCAAACUCCUCUUCAAAACCCGCCCCAAGCCCAUCAUCACCAACGUGCCCAAGAAAGUGUGA